AGACCCGGCAGCUCGAAGUCAAGAUGGCGGACUAAGCGGCGGUGCUUUUCCACAGAACUUUGAUAUUGACCUUCUCACAGCAAACACACGAACACAUACCUCAUACAUUCCUCUUUUCUCUAGCCCGCCAAACCCAAGUUGAAGUUUGGAGCGACGGAGACUUUUCUGCAGUGAAGACGUGAGAGCACAUGGACGACUACUGCUAUGCUAAGAUGGCGACGUCAUGUAAAAGAGAAAGUGAAAGAGAAUCUUCCAGCAAAUCACCAACGGAGAUAAAGACGAAAAGUGCAGAUAAAGACGCCCUGCAGCUGAUUGGUCUUCCAGAAGAUGUUCCUGUUCAGCUACAAGUGGGGAGCUCCACUUUGAAGCAGGAGGAUCCACAGCCCCCCCACAUUAAAGAGGAAGAGGAGGAACUCUGCAUCACUCAGGAGGGAGAGUGUCUUCUAGGACGAGAGGAAGCUGAUCACACCAAGUUGCCACUGACUGUUGUCUCUGUGAAGACUGAAGAUGAUGAAGAGAAACCACAAGCAGACAACAUCUUAGCUCCACCAUCAGAUAGGGAGUCUGAAGACGGGGUUGAAGUAACUUUGAGCAGCGAUACAGACUGUGAAGGUGAUAUGAGGACUCACACUGACAACAAACAGCCUGAAUACUCUAAAAAGACAAAACGUACAAAACGUUUUCUCUGCUCAGUUUGCGCUAAAAGCUUUUCUAAAAACAGCAAUUUCUCCGUACACAUGAGAACGCACACAGGGGAAAAGACAUUUAAUUGCUCAGUUUGUUCUAAAAGCUUCUCUCAAAAGAGCCAUUUAUCUGAACAUUUGAAAACACACACGGGAGAAAAAAAAUUUCAUUGCUCAGUUUGUGGUAAAAACUUUUCCUAUAAGAGAGUUUUGACAGACCACAUAAGGACUCACACUGGAGAAAAACCCUUUAUAUGUCCAUUUUGCGACAAAAGUUUUUCUCAAAAGAGCAAUUUGACCCAACAUAUCAGAAUACACACGGGAGAAAACACAUUUAAUUGUCCCCAAUGUGCCAAAAGCUUCUCGCAAAAGGGCAAUUUGACCGAACACAUGAAAAUACACAGCAGAGAAAAAACCUACAAUUGUUCAGUUUGUGAUAAAAACUUUUCUCAAAAGAGAGUUAUGAUCCAACACAUGAGAACGCACACGGGAGAGAAACCAUUUAAUUGUUUAGUUUGCAAUAAAAGCUUUUCUCAAAAAAGCACUUUGACCAAACACACCAGAACACACACAGGAUAAAAAACAAAACAUGAAAUGUGCCUGCAAAGUUAAAACCAGACAAGUGAUUGAGGAAGGGUUGGAGUACCGUAUUUUCUGGACCAUAGGGCGCACCGGAUUAUAAGGCGCACUGGCGAUGAGCGGGUCUAGUCAGGUCUAUGUGCGCCUUUUGUAUGGAAAAUGUAUAAGGCGCAUUAAAGGCCUACUGAAAGCCACUACUACCGACCACGCAGUCUGAUAGUUUAUAUAUCAAUGAUGAAAUCUUAACAUUGCAACACAUGCCAAUACGGCCGGGUUAACUUAUAAAGUGACAUUUUAAAAUUCCCGGGAAAUAUCCGGCUGAAACAUCGCGGUAUGAUGACGUAUGCGCGUGACGAAGUCCGAGUAACGGAAGUUAUGGUACCCCGUAGAAUCCUAUACAAAAAGCUCUGUUUUCAUUUCAUAAUUCCACAGUAUUCUGGACAUCUUUUGCAAUUUUUUUAAUGAACAAUGAAGGCUGCAAAGAAGACAGUUGUAGGUGGGAUCAGUGUAUUAGCAGCGGACUACAGCAACACAACCAGGAGGAAUUUGUUGGAGCGCUAGCCGCGCUAGCCGCGCUAGCCGCCGACCUCACCUUGACUUCCUACGUCUCCGGGCCGCCAAACGCAUCGGGUGAAGUCCUUCGUCCUUCUGCCGAUCGCUGGAACGCAGGUGAGCACGGGUGUUGAUGAGCAAA
Entelurus aequoreus (snake pipefish) is the source of this 1956-nucleotide messenger RNA. RefSeq names its product gastrula zinc finger protein XlCGF8.2DB-like. Bases 189 to 1262 code for a protein of 357 amino acids. The transcript is spliced from 2 exons. The record is from RefSeq and is a predicted model, not a curated record. NCBI's taxonomy places the organism in Eukaryota, Metazoa, Chordata, Actinopteri, Syngnathiformes, Syngnathidae.